AACAAGAUAUGACGUAUUAUGCGAGACGCGCAUGCGUUGUGUUGAAUAACAAACAUGAUACAAAUAAACUUUGAUUUGAAAAAUGUUGUUUUUUAGAAGAAUAUUUACUUAUCAAACGAGCAUUGUGCUUCGUAUGCAAUCCACGCUAUGGCCAACAAUACUUAUAAAACGUGGUGCAAGAGAAAAUGGCGAAAUUUGGCCAAGGAACGAGGAAACGGAGCGUUAUCUUCGCGAUCGUUUUCAAGUGCCAAAGAAAUCAGCUCGACUUUUGUCAAAAGUUUGCAAAGUGUCGGACAUAGAUGAACGUGUACAGUACUUUUACACGAUAGGACUAACAGAAGAGAGUAUUCGAUUAGUGUUUAAAAAAUUCCCUAGGGCGAUUAUGACCUGCGAAGUAGAAGCAAUGGAUAAGAGAGUUAAAUUUCUCUCAGAAUACACUAGACAUUUUAAGGAUCCAAGUGUAUUGAUAACCCAUCUGAUACCACAAUAUCCAAUACUGCUUUCGCAUCCUGUUCACACGAUGAGGAAACGAAUUCAUUUACUGGAAAAAUGUGAUCUAACAAAAGAGGAGAUAGCAAAAGUCCUGAGAUACAAUCCUAUUUCCAUCCUAACAAAAAUAGAGGAUACAUUUGAAGAUCUUGUGAAUUACUUGAAAGACAGUGGCCUUCCUGACCAAACAAUUCAUAAAAUUUUUACCAUUCAGCCAAGGUCUAUAACAUUCCGCUGGGAAGCUAUCGAGAAACGAGUGAGGUUCUUCAUGGAUGAACUAGGAUAUUCAAAGGAACGAAUAACACAAGUGUUCACAAACACUCCAAUGGUACUCACAGCCAGUGUGGAAAGAAUGAGGGAACGAAGUGACUUCAUUAAGAAUGAAAUGGGGCUAACGAACCGGUCACUCGUUAGAUCACCACUUGUUUUGAGAUACUCGUUAGAUAGACUAAAGUGGCGAUACUAUUAUCUUUGUCAUAUAGGUUACAAGUUUACAGAUGAUACACACUUACUUAGUAUUCUCUAUGUGACGGAUCGACUUUUUGCAAAAUAUGUAGCAAAACAACCUUUAGAUGAUGUAUUAUCCUUUAAGGAGGAAUUUUUUGAAAGGUUAAUCACAGCUAAUCAAGAUUUGCAAAAAGUUAGAAAAACCUAAGAAUUUCGUUUAGUUCAUUGUUCAAUAAAAAUAAGUCUAAGCUCAUUUUUACAUUACUAAUUUAUUUUUAAAUAUCUUUGCGUUUCAAAAUACCUUAAACACAGAUGGGUAAGAUUUUGAAAAUUCAUAAUCUACACGAAGAAGGUAUUUUGAUUAUAAAAUUGAUCUACAAUGAUUUAUUUUGCCUACUUGGCUGAAAAUAAAUUGUUAGCGCAUAUAUUUACUCUAACAUAAAACUUUUAACUAGGUCAUAGAUGAAAAAUUUAUUCACAUUAACAUUUCAUCUUGCACAUAUAAACAAUCCAUCCAUGAAACUCUUCUCAUUUCCACACUUCAUACCAAUCUUAAUGUCCAUGCAUGUUCCAAUCUAGUUCUACUUUAUCAUAUAAUGCUCAAAAUUUCAACAUAUUGUCAUCAUCACAUUUUGCAAUCUAACACUUAAAUAUAUAAUAGUAAAUAUGUUUUUUAAACUUUAUAUGUAAUUUGCUUGAUCUGAUCUGAUAUCUUAAGUUAUUAAAAAAAAUUACUAGAAAUGAUA
Xenia sp. Carnegie-2017 is the source of this 1682-nucleotide messenger RNA. RefSeq names its product transcription termination factor 2, mitochondrial-like. The record is from RefSeq and is a predicted model, not a curated record. Lineage: Eukaryota; Metazoa; Cnidaria; Anthozoa; Malacalcyonacea; Xeniidae. Gene Ontology annotation, molecular function: double-stranded DNA binding. The transcript is spliced from 2 exons. Bases 83 to 1144 code for a protein of 353 amino acids. Gene Ontology annotation, biological process: regulation of DNA-templated transcription.